CGCAAUCAUAAGUAAAAAGUAAAAGAUGAAUCAUGAGUACCACCACCCUCUUAUGGCGUUCUCAAACGUUACAUUCUCAACUGUUACACGAGUUUGUGAUGCAAGAAUGGAAAAAGUGGACGGGGUGACCUUGCGCGUCUUGCAUGACAGAUUUGGAACAGUUUCUCAGCCUGUUUGGCCCUUCAAGAAUUUGUCAUGCAAAGCAGCUUGACCGUGCCGAUUCUGAUUGUAGUUUUGCAUGACAAAUCAUGUAACAGUUGAGAAUGUAACAGUUGAGUACCACCACCCUCUCAUCUGCAGACGCGAAAGAGCAGUUCCCUGACGACGAGUUGUCCCACACCCGCACCGGCGGGGGCCGUGUAUGCAUUGCAAAAGUAUCGUACUCGUAUAAAUGCAUUACAAAUUUCCUCAGCAUGAGAAAUAAGAUUUGUAAUGCGGACUUGCCUUAAGAACAAGAUUUGUAAUGCAUGACUGCAAUACGAGUACGAUACUUUUGCACAGGAUACCGCGGUCGUGGCGGCAAUGAACCCUUCGGGCGGGCACAGCGGAGUUUUUGAGGAGCAGCUGCUAGCUGCCCGGGUUUGAUUGGAUUUAUUGAACAGCGAACACCGCUGCAUUGCAGCCGUGAUAGUACAACUUUGAUUGGCAGCAUGGCUGUACCCUCGUCCAACGCAUCGUCGCUUGGCGGCCCGAACGGGCCCGAGCGCACCGCCGGGUCCGCGACGACCUCGCUGUGGAGCUACGGCCUGCAAGUCGACACGAGCUUCGAUGGGCUGCUUGAACAGAAUCUGAACGCGGUUUCCUCCCCGGAGUACUGCUCGGACAGCGAUAUUAACGCGAGUAACGUGCAAAGAUCUUCGAACCUCUUCGGGAACAUGCUGUCACCCGUGUCCGAAAACCCCGACUCGCCGCGAAUGGGGCAAUCGCUGACCACAUCUCCCGAGCUCGGCCAAUCGCCCACGACAGCGGUCGAAGAAGUAGUUGCACAAAAAUAUGACCCGCUCAGGUGUUACAAUCUCAACCGUUCUUACGAUAGAAUCUUGUUGAAUCUGUGUUGAUGCUGUUGUGUUGCAUAGAGAGCAUGAGGAACAUGCAGAGUCUUGCUGCUGCCCUUGCGCUUCUCGCAAUACAACUUUCGCCAGAAUGCUAAUGGGAUUUCGGACACGACCGGACCUUGUCAACAUGCGUACUCCUGUAAUAGUAGGCUAGAUGAUGCACAUUUUUUUGCAUCACAGAUUUAGAUUUCUACUCGUAACGUUUGAGAUUGUACCUGCUGAACAGGCUAUAAAAACGUAGACGCAGGAGAAGUUUAUUUUGCUCCUCCCCAGCAGCAGCAGAACCACUCUGUCCCGAGCGGGCCGCUCACCCUGACAAACAACAGAACUAAAACGAACAAAUCUGCUUCCACCUCUACUUCCCAGGCUGGCAAAUUGAAAAAGAACAAGAAGGAGAAGGCGAAGUACUACAACAACCUGCAAGUAGGAGACUUGCAGCCACCCAACAUGUAUCAACUGCAAAAGUGUCUCGGUCUGGAACAGUGCAUUUUUGUCAUGCUUGUCUGGCAUGACUGUCAAAUCUGUCAUGCACGUUACCCAAGAGCGCCACUUUUCUGUCAUGCAGAAACGCAGUUUGUCAUGCAGAAUAGGCAACACCUAGAAGCUGAGAAACUUGUCAUGCUGAGCCAGCACUUGUGGCCUCCUCAUGAUACGCCACCCAGCAUCACAAGUUUCCAGACCCAGACAUAUUUGCAAUGCAUAACACGACCAUGCAGGAGCUCCCGAAAGAGCCGGCAGACUUGACGAAGCGCGCCGACCACUCCGCGGAUAGCGUAUCAAAUGUAAAAAUAUCCGGGUCUGGAAGAAUGCAACUUGUGAUGCUGCGUUUGGAUUCCAAAAAAAUCUGUAUUGCAUGAGUACCAAAGGAAAUGCAAUUUUUGCUACGCUGAGAAGGCAUUUGUCAUGCGGAAGACGCAUCAAGAAGCCCUCAUAUAAUCUGUAUUGCUAGGGUAUGCAUCACAGACAUCAUGGCUCAUGCAAAACGUGCAUGACAAGUGUCAGAAUCUUCCAGACACAGACAUCUUUACAGUUGAUAUAGCGUCAACACAAGCAACGCGAGCGGAGGCUCGCAGGCGGGAGGACAGCAGCAGCACAGCACGCACUCAAAUGGUGGUAAUAAAUCAUCUCCGCAGAAAGUAGACAGUUCGUCUACGAGGGGGGCCAAGAGGCAAAGCGGGGUAUGGUCCAACCAGUCUACAUCUUAUUCCUCUUCCAAGGAAAAGCCAGCACAGUCGUCGGGAGGUAGUCACGGAAAAAACACGGGCACAAACAGCACGAGCUUGAACAACACCCCGAAGCCCCGCUCCCGAGAUAUCAACUGCAAAAUUGUCUGGGUCUGGAAAGUUGUGAUGCAAAUCAGUGAAUGGUGGGCGCACUGCAAUACGCAGCCAGGCAUGACAAGUUUUUGAGCUGCUAUGUGUUUCGUUUUGCGCAUGACAAGUCGCGUUUUUGCAGUACAGGCAAUGGGCUCUUAACCUGCUCAUGCAUCACAGAGUUAAGAGUCAUGCCAGCCACGCAUGACCCCUCCAGACCCAGACAUAUUUUCAAUGAAUACGAGAAAACUCGCAGCAAUACAGCAGUGGUGGCAUGAUGACUGCAAAGCAACACAACAACACUUCGUCUGCCAACAGCUCCGAGCGCGUCACGCCCAAUCGAAGCCGAAAAAGCAGCGCGCGGCCGAGCAUCCGGGGCAGCUCCGUCGGCGGUGGAGCUGCGGCUCCGCAGUUUGAGUUCAACGAGCAGCGACGCCAGUCGUUGCUGGAGCAGAAGCGGCAAUCCAUUGCGAAGACGACCGAGCGCCGUACCUCGGUGCAGGAUUUGCUACGGGACCUAUCUAGUACUUGUUCUGGGUCUACAAGCAACACCAUUUUUGAUCUAAACCAGUACAAUCUCGUGGCGAAAAACAACAACUUGGUGACCCUACAACAGCAUGGCGGGAAUACUAGUGCAACAACGAACUACAAGUUGUCAGCGAGGAAAAGUCUGGCGUCGGCGAUUUCGCCGUCGAACGGAGGAAAUAACAGCACAGCGACAGGAGGACCUCCCCCUCCUACUAGUACUACAGGCGGUGAUACGAUGGACGAUUCGCGAGGACAGGGCGAUGCAAGUGCAUUAAGAGGUUUUCUAUUUCCCGGUACUACUCUUACAGGCGCUCCGCCGAGGCAGUUCUUGAAUGUUUUCGAAGGCGGGAACAUGAAUCAACACGAUCAGGAAACGAACAACCCACUGAGAACAAAACGCCACAGCUUCGCGGCGCAAACUGAGACUUCGGUAGCGAAAAGCCAAAGCGGUACUCAGCUUGGACCACGGUCAGAUUUCAAUCAAAAAGCACCACUGGUGCAGACGGAGAGGUCGUGGACCGCAGCAAAGCAAACCCAAGAAGGGGAAUUGAAAUUUUCCGCCGCAGCCGAACUCGAGGAGCAGAUUUUGACUAUGGCGGUGUUGCAGGGUGUUUACGAACAGCUAUUCGAGUUUGAUAAUCAGGUGCACAGCUCCUCCUGCAACAGUGGCACCGAGGAGGAUGAAAUAGAAAUGAGGAUCUUAACUACUACUUUGGUGCAACAUGAUUUUUACUCUUCCGCAUGUGCAGCGGAGAAGAACAGUACGAGGGAGAAAAACUGUACGAGGGAGCCAGCACCUCUCGUCCAAGCGUCGAUAAGAACACAAACUCUGGGAGGUGAAGAAGUAUCAAAUGCAAAAAUGUCUGGGUCUGGAAAAGUGCCAGGUUUGUCUUGCAUAUUUUCCAUGAUCUAUGAUGUCUGUGAUGCAUGCCCUAGCAUCAGAGAUUCUGCGAGGGCUUUCUGAUGCUCGUACCGCAUGAUAAAUUUUCUCUCCGCGUAGCAAAAACAAGUACACCUCUUUUGCUGUUCGUGCAAUACAGAUGUAGAGUGCAAACGUUGUAGCGUCACAAGUUACACCCUUCCCGACCUAGACAUCUUUGCAAUGCAUAAGAAGGAAACUACAUCAAUUUCCCCACAACGGCUCCCGUCCCAACUUCUUCGGACAACAAACCCAGUGGCGGCACUUCCGACCAAGCCGCGGCAAUGGUGCCUGGUGACACCACCGCACUGUCGGUGUCCAGCAAUUCCAGCAACGUGCGGUUUAUGGCGAACGAGGAGGACGAAGUCGUCGAAGAAGAAGUAGUACCAAACCCGCAUGAUCACACCCGAGCAGGACCUGCUCCCAGAACCGUGCAACUGCAAGGAACCGACUCUAUUUCCAAUGAACAAGGAGGUGAUGCGCAACAAAAACCAGGACGGACGUGGCAGGGUGCAAGCAUCAAAGAUAGUACCGGACGUUCUUCAGACGCAGCAGAGCAGUCGAAGUCGUCACAACUAUCUUCGACCGCCGAUGGUGUCGUGCCGCUGCAAUAUUACCCUCAUUUAGCCAGCAACCCGCUUCCAUCGCCCGUGGGGGGGCUAGGCUCCGUCGUGAAAAAUCCCGAAUUGUACCAAUUUGCGGUGUAUGGAUUGCAAAAGUGUCUGGGUCUGGAAGAUUCUAAACUUGUAAUGCUGUCGCUGGAUUCUAAAAAAGUUUGUACUGCAUGACCAGCAAGAGGACUACACGGGGAGGGCAUUUCUCAUGCGGUAGAGGCAUCACAAAGGCCUCUAAAAAUCUGUGAUGCUAGGCCAUGCAUCAUAGACAUCGCUGGUCAUUCAAAAUAUGCAUGACAAACUUGGGAAUCUUCCAGACCCAGACAUUUUUGCAUUUGAUACGGUGAGCAUGACCAAGCAGAACUUCAAGAAGCAGCGUCUCCGGUCGGUCUACGGUCACGCAGUGGAUGAAGAGAUGCAAAAGUUAGAAAAGUCGUGUAAGUGGGACAGUAAUACCAGUAAUCAUAAUUUUCAAGCCAACACGUCCACAUCAACCACUUCGCCGUUUAAAAGCAGUAGUACUAGCAUGAGUCAUAGUGCUGGGAUGAAGAAAGAGUAUCCGAAAGUGGAGUCAAAGUUCUUGAAACUGACAUGCAUAAAGUACGACGACAAUCUGUUGAGUAACAUGUUGAAACGGAAGUAAGAAGGUACAGCCCUAGUGAAGAUUGGACUAGAAUUUGGAAAAAAACAUGAAUCAGAGGCUGUUGCUUGAUGCUGAUGGAGCCAGGAAAGAUGCGCGAGCUAGUUUUUUUCGGCUUUUUGGUGUUCGCUGCGAAUCAAGAAGACCAUCCUUCGAAGC
Molecule: messenger RNA, 5228 nt
Organism: Amoebophrya sp. A120
Lineage: Eukaryota; Dinophyceae; Syndiniales; Amoebophryaceae
Source: the annotation of a GenBank genome assembly